AUGUUUCCUAAAACUGCCGAAAUUAAUAUAUUAUCUUACGCUUUCAUCAAUCUUUCAAAUCUCACUUCAUUUUGUCUUCCACACGAUGUUUGGGUGAAUGAGGAUACAUUCAUUGAAUGUAACAAUAUUAAACAAUUGAGUUACAAUAAUAACGAUUCAGAUUAUAAAUCUAAAUUGGAGAGUUCUGGAAUUGAUUCUAGUAUCCUUCAAUACGGCGAGACUUGCAAAUAUAAUCACAACACAAAUACUGAUAAAUCUAACCGAUUGAAUUCAGAAGAACCUUUACCGUACUAUGCUGAUCCAUUUAAUGUAAUGAUUAUUUCAAUAUUUUAUAAUUAA
Molecule: messenger RNA, 339 nt
Organism: Trichomonas vaginalis G3
Lineage: Eukaryota; Parabasalia; Trichomonadida; Trichomonadidae
Exons: 1
Coding region: 1-339 (112 amino acids)
Source: RefSeq, a predicted model, not a curated record